Messenger RNA from Clarias gariepinus (North African catfish), 2781 nucleotides. RefSeq names its product ephrin A4. The transcript is spliced from 5 exons. Gene Ontology annotation, biological process: axon guidance; ephrin receptor signaling pathway. The record is from RefSeq and is a predicted model, not a curated record. Gene Ontology annotation, molecular function: ephrin receptor binding. Gene Ontology annotation, cellular component: plasma membrane. Lineage: Eukaryota; Metazoa; Chordata; Actinopteri; Siluriformes; Clariidae. The coding region runs from base 452 to 1132 and encodes 226 amino acids.
UGUCAACGCCUGGGACUGAAACCUGCUGGAUUUUUACCUUUUACACGCUAAACGCUGCCGGUAACUGCGUCUAGGAUUUGCUGUUUACAUAAAUAUAUAUAAAUAUAUAUUAAAAAAAAAAACACUCAGGUUGGAGUUCGUUUCGAGACUUCAACUUGGAAAAGUGAAAAUAUGCGCGCGCUCGGAAACGCCUUGGGCUUUAGCGCAACCCUUCUGACUUGUGUGUUGAAGGGAAAGAUCUGACAUUGUUCCGAGCUGCUCUCUUUUCGCUUUUUCAUUGCUGAGCAGAAGAGAAAUUAUCCCCACCACUCUUCCAGGAAAAGAAGAAACCAACCUGGACGGAUCUUCCUGUGCUUUCUGCAGAGGUCUCAAAGUUUCUGAAGGACUUUAUAUUUAUAUUCUUCUUCUUCUUCUUCUCCUUUUUUUUUUAUAUUUAUUUCUGAGUCAGUUGAUGUGCUUGACUGCUACUAAAACUCCGGAUCUCAUGAGGGAAGUGAAUCUUUUUUUGGAGCUGGAUGCAGAUAUGAGAUUUCUCCGGUACUCAGGACCUUCACACACACUCACAUUAUUGAUUUUGCUCAUGCAUGUGCUUUCAAGUGCAUCAGCAGCACGGCACACAGUCUACUGGAACUCCAGCAACACCAGGUUAACAAGUGAUGACUACUCGGUGCAGGUGAAUCUGAACGACUACCUGGACAUCCUGUGUCCUCACUACCCAUCCGGCGCUCCUGAGCAAGGCCCUCCAGAGACGCUGGCGCUCUAUCUGGUACCCGAGCAUCAGUUUCAGGGGUGCGAUAAGACCGAAGGGGCAAUAAAGAGAUGGGAGUGCAACGCUCCAUACGCACCCUUCAGCCCUGUCCGAUUCUCGGAGAAGAUCCUGCGCUACACACCCUUCUCUCUGGGCAUCGAGUUCGUCCCAGGACACCACUAUUACUACAGCUCCCAGUCUGUGGAUGAUGGACCCCCCCUUCCAUGCAUGAAGCUCAAAGUCAGUGUGUGCUGCGAGUCCAAUGCAACAAAUGAAAAAAAGGAACAAGGAAGUAAAGCUCCACACAGUUUUGCCCAACCAGGAAGAACUAGUCCACUGCCUGUUCUUGCCCUCACCUUCUUUUCUCUCUUUUGUUUCUUGUGAUAAUUCGGCUGCGACUCCCCCCAGCUAAUAGCUAAGACAUGCCAACAGGUCAUGUGGGAUCAUUCCCUAGCUCUACUUAAGCACACACACACACACACACACACACAUUUUCACAUACUCAUUCAGCUCACUCGCCCGAGUGUCAUGUAUUUGGAGUGGCACUAAUCUCUCUCCCUCCAUUUCCUCUCUCUCUCUCUCUGUCCACUCUCUGCUGCUUCAUUCUACAAGCCACUGGCACUAAUCUACCUUCAAAGAGCUCUUCCUGCUGCUCUUCUUUUGCGUAAUCCUUUCUUCAUUUAAAAAAAAAAAACAAAACAAAAAAAACACUUCCAUCCCCUUACCAACACCCCCCCACCCCUUCCCGCUUUUCUCUUACUGUACACUACUACUGAACUGAGCCAAAGGGGAUGAGACUAGGACAGCGGUGGACGUCCCUGUAGCACCUGCGCCGCCAAGAAAAAGUACAGGGACACGGAGCAAGCAAUAAAGCUCUCGGCUCAUUCAUCAGCUCUCAGGAUCACACGAGACGACUUUAUUUUGCUCACUUUUCCACCACAGAUGAAUUUAGAGCCAAAGCCAGACACCACUACUCAAGAUGAAACAUUUAACGAGAGGCAAAUCUGUAUCUACGAAUUAGCAAAAAAAAAAAAAAGGCAUUUUUAUUUGGAACUCAUUUAAGAGGAAACUGUUUAAGAAACACUUGUUUGACCAAAAGGAGGAGGAUUUACUGCUUCCUGUUCAGACUCAGCCGGAAAUGACCACAGACCCGCGGCUCGCCGUUCUCAUCUCAGCAACGGUAACUGUGAUUGGACAGUAUGUUUUAAACCGCCAUCAACGUCUGAACGUGAUUGGUCAGUUCUCUUCACCAUUCCUUUGACGUAAGAAGAUGAUCGGGCAGUUUCCUCACGCGUAAUCACAUUCAGAUCUAGUUCAUUAUUUCAGUUGAUUUUUAUGUUCUAUAUACGUUUAUAAAGUUAUGUAUAUCCUGGCACCCAAAUUGAUUAAUUAUACAAAAAUGAAAUUCAGUUUGUUUGUUUGUUUGUUUGUUUUUAAUCUGAUAUGUUGAAUACUUCAACAUAACUUUUUUUUAUCAUUCAUCACAAAAUGGAUUCAAAACAUGAUUUAUGCUAAUAAUAUUUUUUUUUCCCAUAAAUAAUACAUGCCAGAAGAACUGCAGUUACUUUCUUUUAAAUUAUAUAUAUUUUUGAAGUAAUGGAAAUUUAAUUUCAUUGGAAAGUAACAAAUCCUAAUUAAAUUGCUUUAAAAUCAUUUGUUUAAAAGUUUUAAAUCUUGAUGUUUUGCAAACCAAAUUUGCAUUUUCCCCCCUGUAUCUACUAUAUGUUGAUAAAUUUCAGUUUUUAUGCUAAUUUCAAGUGUUUGAAUAAAGGGUACCAGUGCAUUACCUUUAAAAAAUGGCAAAAAAAAAAAAAAAAAUUCUAAUGAAAAAAUUUGUUAAGCAGUCUGUUUACACAGGAGAUGAUGUGUGCUGGGUUUAUGAUUUAGGGAUUGUGUUCUGUGUAUAAUUUGUGUUUUUUUUCACAUUUUAGUGAAGAGUUCGGUGUCUUCUGUGAAGAAUUGCAGGUUUAACCGUUUUUGUACUGUGAAAUAAAUGAUCCUGAGUAAACAAUAAAGCUGGUUAAAUUUGUGGU